Molecule: messenger RNA, 945 nt
Organism: Perca fluviatilis (European perch)
Lineage: Eukaryota; Metazoa; Chordata; Actinopteri; Perciformes; Percidae
Product: olfactory receptor class A-like protein 4
Exons: 4
Coding region: 1-945 (314 amino acids)
Biological process (GO): G protein-coupled receptor signaling pathway
Cellular component (GO): membrane
Molecular function (GO): pheromone receptor activity
Source: RefSeq, a predicted model, not a curated record
AUGGGACUUCCUGUCUCUGCGUCCCCUGUGCAAAAUGCCUUAUACAUAAUCCUGGUGAUGCUGGGGAUCCUGGGUAAUGCCACCGUUAUUGUGGUGAUUGGUAAGAGUGUAAUAAUGGACCGUGGUGUGGGACGUACCUCGGACAUCAUUAUCAUUAACAUGACACUGUCGAACCUGCUUGUGUCUCUGAUAAGGAACACGCUGCUUGUCAUAUCAGACACGGGAGUCAAGAUUUACUUAUCCAAAGGGUGGUGUCAGUACUUCAUGGGUGUCUGGGUGUGGCUGCGAUCGGUCAAUGUUUGGUCAACGCUCUUCCUCAGUGUGUUCCACUUCCGGACACUAAGGCGUGUGGCUCCUACUAUUGCGUGCCGGGGCAUUCCUAAGACAUUACUUCUGAGUCUGGCACUCAUCUGGUUUCUCAACUUUAUUUACUCCAUUCCUGCUCAUAUAUUUUCCACUAGUGGGAGCAUUAACAGCACAGAGACCCUGAUGCUGGUGAGCAGCACAACUCGCCCCCUGCUGGGCUGUGUGUGGAAAUUUCCCUCCAGCCUCCAUGGCCUGGCCUAUGCCACCACAUCUAUUAUCAUUAAUGAAGCAAUUCCCAUAAUACUUAUGGUCUUUACCAACCUGGGCUCCUUUUUCACUCUCUACACCUAUGGCAGGACACAGAGUUCGGGAAAGGAUGCACCUUUAAUAAAACGGGUGCCUGCUGAGAGACGAGCAGCAAAGGUGAUUCUCGCUCUCAUAAUGCUCUUCAUUGCAUCCUGGGGAACCAGCAUUAUUUCUGUCAACUAUUUCAACUACAACCGUGGAUCAUCUGUGGAGUUUCUUCUGGUCAUUGCUCGUUUUUCCAACACUACCUUCAUUGCCAUGUCACCUGUUAUUCUGGCAGUUGGCCACCGGCAUCUGCGUGCUUUCAUCAAGUCUUUGCUCUUUGCUCACUGA